CACCCGGAAGGGGACGUCGGUGGUCAUGCGCAUGGAAGUCCACGUGUUCGCCUCACUCCUCAACAACAGUCUCUCCCGGUGUCUCAGAUAUGAAUGUAGAGAUGGGAGAAAUAGCAGAAAAAGAAAAAGUGCGACCUAAAGUAAAAGAUGCGAAGGGUAUCCUCCAGCAGAACAGAGAGUUCCUGGAUUUCUUUUGGGACAUUGCUAAACCUGACCAAGAGAUACGACUGAGCGCAAUAGAAAAUCUGAUACAAUAUCUACAGAAGAGCGAGCAGCCAGAUGAGUUGGAGUACUCCGUGCAGAGACUGGUGGACGGGCUGUCCCACACCAGAGAGGUGGCCCGCCCCGGGUUCAGCCUGGCUCUGGGACAGCUGCUGAUGGCGUUUGGGGACAUCCCGCUGCAGAGCCUUCUGGACAGGAUCAAACAGAAACACAACCUCCAGAACACCAAAAAGAAACUCGUCCGAAAUGCUCUGUUUGGCAACUUCUUCGGGGUUCUGGCCCUCUCCCAGUCCAACCGCCUCUCCAAGGAAUCCAAAGUGGUGCUGGGAUGUAUCAAGCUGCUCCAGACCCUGUCUCAGCACAGAGAUCACCUGAAGGACCUGCCCACCAAGACCAUGAUGGACAUCCUCUCCGACACCCCGGAGGAGGUGUUUGAGGAGGUUCUGAAAGGGGCGUUGAAGACGGAGCUGUCUUCAGCCUUCAGAACCCCAGAGCAGCUGCACCUGCUGCUGGUUGCCAUGCAACGCUUUCCCAGAUCCUUCACCCCCAAGAACCUGACCAAACUGCUGGGCUCCUCGGCUGUGAUCACCGCAGACAACGUCCAGAAGUUAUCAGAGCUGUUGAAAACGGCAGCGUUCUCCGUGAAGAAGGACUGCACCCUGCCCACCGUGGCGGUGGACCUGCUGAAGCUGUCUCUGACGGAGGGAAGCUUCACGCUCUUCUGGACCAAGGUCAUCGUGGGAGGCAUGCUCCGGGAGCAGCAGGGGCCCACGCACUACCUGGCCUACCGUCUGCUGGGCACUGCGCUGCCCCUCCUGUCGUUGGAGCAGCUGGAGGAAGUGCUGUCCGGGGACGUGAUGAGACACUAUGGGGAGCAUGUGACCUCUGCCCAGAAACCAGGGCGCUUCCAGCUAGCCCCUGAGAUGGAGACGUACGUGACGGACUUCCUGCAGGGGACCCAGGACCCAGACAAGCAGCUGGCGGUGGUGGUGGGCUUCUCCAAGGUCACCAACUGGGGGAACCCCGUGGUGGCGUCGUCGUGGCGCGCCGUGCAGCACCUGGGCGCCCCGGCGCUGCGGCGCUACGUGUGCUGGCUGAAGACCUCCUUCCUGGCGCCCGCGCUGGACGCCGGCCUGGAGUUCAGCACGCGCAAGCAGAAGACGGCCGCGGCCGAGAAGACGCAGAAGGAGAACCAACACAUGCGUCUGAGGAAGUGGCUGGUGGCCCGUCUCAUUUCCCUGGUAGAGAACCACAGCGUGAAGAAGGACGAGGACCUGGUCAUGGACGUAGCAAGGUUUGUGUUCUUCCACGCGUUCUUCGUGGCUAAGAAGGCGACCUCAGACAUCCCGGAGACCGAGGCCAAGCUCUCUGUGCCGCUGGACGAGAGCACCAGAGCAACCCUCGUCGGAGGAUUCUUCGGCCUCCUGCACACCAUGCACCACCUGCCGCUGCUCGGGGAGCCCGCCGAGCCCGUCCCCGCCGAGCCCGUCUCCGGCGGGCGCCGGGUCCAGGGGGUCACCGCAGACGGCUCCAUGUGGAUCCACUGCCUGGUGCAGUACGCCGACGCCCUGCUCAACAAGCCCAAGCACGUCCAGAGUGCCCUGCCCUUCAGUCCGGAGCAGAGGACGGCCUGGGACGGUAUGAACGUCUCUGUGGCUUCUCUGAUGAAGAAGGCCAAGAAGGAAGCCAGUCCGGAGAUCCACUCCUUCCAGCAGCUGCUGAUGCUGGUGGGCUUCCACCUCUUCAAGAACCCGGAGGAGUUGGUGGACAUCCUGCAGGACAUCCAGAGCUGCAUUAAGAAAGCCCAGGAGAAGAAGAAGAAGAGGAAGAGUCAAGCUAAAGAGGAGCUGGAGCCCCACUGGGCCGAGGUGGUGGUGGACAUUCUGCUGUCUCUGCUGUCCCAGUCCAGCCGCCACAUCAGACAGGUCUGCAAGACGGUGUUCGCCUCCAUCUGCCCCCACGUCACCGCCGCCUCGCUCACCGUCAUCCUGGAGUUGCUGGACACAGAUAAGGAUGAUGCUUUGGUCGUCACCGACCAGGAUCCAACCAAGCAGGAGGGUGAAGACCAGGAGAUGAAGGACGGGGAGAACGAGUCAUCUGAUGAAGAUGAGGAGGAAGAGGAGGACGAGGAGGAGGAGGAGGACGACGAUGAGGAUGAUGUUGAUGAUGACGAAGAAGAAGAGGCUAUGGUUGAAGGGGAGGUGGACCCAAACUUCCGCCUGGAGCUGAUGAAAGUUCUCCAACAGCAGAAUGCCCUGGCUACAGAGGAGGACGUGAGCGACGAAGAAGACCUGGACGAUGAGGCCAUGAUGUCGCUGGACGCCGGCCUGGCGGCACUCUUCUCGGAGCAGAAGAAGAAGAUGGAGGCCAAGAGGGAGCAGAAGUUCAAAGUGACCAAGGAGAGAACGCUCAUCAUCGAAUUCAAGAUGAAGGUGCUGGACCUCCUGGAGGUGUUUGUGAGCAAGCAGGCGGGCAGCCCCCUGGUGCUGGGCCUGGUGGAGCCCCUGCUGGGGGUCCUGGAGAGGAGCCAUGGCUCGGACCGCCACCAGCAGGACCAGGACUUCCUUCGCAGGGUGGCGGACAUCUUCAGGAACCAGCUGUGCAGGUCCAAGGUGUACUGCAAGACCGCGGGCGACAGGCAGGCGGAGCUCCACGACCUCCUCGAGAAGCUGGUCCACAAAGCCCAGAAGCACACCGACUCGUCGGUCUCGCUCUACUUCUUCAGCGCCUCUCUCUACCUGGUGAAGGUGUUAAGGGGAGGACUUCCGUCGGCUGAGACCACCGAGGGGAAGACCCCUGAGGCGCCCUCAAGCCAAGACCUGCAGUCCUUGGGGAGCGUGGAGGUGGAGCGCGUGUCGGCCCUCUUCAGAGAGGCCCUGUGCUCCCUCAUGACCAGGAGAAACAGCCCUCUCACCGGACAGAUGUUCGUCGACCUCUGCAACAGAUUCCCAGCUCUGGGCGUCAACAUACUGGACACUGCGGUACAGAACAUCACGGCUGGAGUUCGAGAACAUCAGCAGGGCCAGGCCUGCAUGAUGGUGCUGCGGAUGGUGCAGAACAGAGACGUGCAGCAGCUGCUGGCGGGCCAGCCCUGGCUGGAGCUGUGCGUGAAGCUGGUGGAGCAGCUGGUGGCGACUCUGAAGGAGGUGGGGGAGUGCCAGAGCAAGGUGUCCCAGGAGAAGCUGGCCAAAGCCCUGGAGCUCUGCCAGUUCCUGCUGAAGAACAUCAAGACAAAGAACCCGUCGGUGAGCGUGGGCCCCCUGCAGGUGGUGCUGGGGUCCCUGGCUGAGGCCAUCAGCCUCAAGAAGACGGGAGGCCUGGAUGACACCUACUGGGCCGUCAUGAAGCACUUUGGAGUGAUACGGCCCAAGGUGGAGAAGGUGAAGAAGCCCGAGGAGCCGGCCGCGCCGCAGGCCACCUCGCUGCCCAAGAAGAAAGGCUUCCUGCCCGAGUCCAAGAAGAGGAAGAACCGCAACAAGCAGGGGGAGAAGGAGGGCGAGGCAGCCCCGACGGCCGCCGUGGCCCCCGGGGACAAGGGCCCGUCCAAGAAGAAGAACAAGAGGAAACCCAAGAGGAAGCACACCGACGAGGGAGCCAGCCCUGCCAAGAAGGCCAAGCCCCAGUCCGGGAACAAACCGGGCGCCAACAAAAAGAGCAAGAAGCAGGGAGCCGGAGCCGAUUGAGGCCCCGUGGCCGGUCGGGGCCCCCCCCGUCAGACCUGUGCUCCAAGGACAAUGCGAGACCUCUGCUUGUUGUAGUUGAUGCUGUGAGACGCUUCAGGCUCCUUUACCAUCGAUCAGAGUCUUUGUGCUCACUAUACGGUCACUCUUUACAUGUUGUGGGCUACAAAGCUACGAACCAGUUUUUAUAAAAUAUAUGAAAUUUGUUUCUCUGUCAAACAUUACAAUUAAAACCGGAAUUUAGUGUUUUGACAAGAUUGUCCCCCGGAUUGUAUUUUAGAUACGAUGUGUAACUGUUUGUCUGUUGGGCCGAUGGCCUCAUCUCCAGCUAUCUGACCAUUGUGAGAAUGAUUAAACAGGUUUACCUUGUACAGUG
Gadus macrocephalus (Pacific cod) is the source of this 4278-nucleotide messenger RNA. It is a transcript of the gene mybbp1a, whose product is annotated as MYB binding protein (P160) 1a. The record is from RefSeq and is a predicted model, not a curated record. Lineage: Eukaryota; Metazoa; Chordata; Actinopteri; Gadiformes; Gadidae. Gene Ontology annotation, molecular function: transcription factor binding; sequence-specific DNA binding; transcription corepressor activity. Gene Ontology annotation, biological process: regulation of DNA-templated transcription. Gene Ontology annotation, cellular component: nucleolus. The transcript is spliced from 27 exons. The coding region runs from base 90 to 3905 and encodes 1271 amino acids.